CCCGCCCGACCUCCGAGCAACAUCGACAAGUGUACUUAGUGUAGACCAUGCAAGUGCUCAGCGUUACCCUGGCCUGGCUGUGCUGCGUGCAGGGCGUCAUCAGGACGCCCUUGGAGGCCUUUAGGCCCUCGGCAGAGAUACAUCUGAGGAGGCCGGACAAACUACCCUUUUUGCCGCACAAACGACCUGUGCCUCCCUUUAAGAGUGGACUCAAGAUUUUAUACCAGACUGGGGUGUCAGAGGAUGACCUGCCAGCGUGUAGGCCGCGGCAGGUGUGCAGCAAGGUCGACCUGUACGACACCACGCAGCCCUGGCUGGAGAAGAAAUGCCGGUGUCUGGGUCACAGACCGUGCUCUAGCGAACUCACCGCCGAUGACAACCACACGCUCGCCGACAAGACCACCCUCUACAAGACCUGUGAACCAGUCAAGCGGCUGCCAAAGUGCCGGUACUUCAAGGACCCCGCGUGGACCAUCUACACGCUGCCUGACAGCAACGCCACGCAGCAGAUCAUCAGUUGCCACUGCCCUAAGAUGUCGGUCACGUAUCUGCUAAAGAAGCUGCCGUAUACAACGCCAGGCGGGGACCAGGGCAACCAGUACCAGUUUGCGUGCUCGCCUAUCAGUAGACUACGCUGCUCUCGAAAAGAGCCAUGCAAGCUGUUCAGCGUGCGCCGGCGGCACGAGCAGAUUGACGAAGUGAACGCCAACACGAUCUGCCAGUGUCCGCGCGACCACUCCUGCCCCCGGCACCACACGGAGCCAGGCGUACUUGCUGGCGUGACGUACGCGGCUGAAGACAUCCGCACGUAUCACGGGUACUGCAUGCCCGAACCGCCUGAGACGUAUCGGUUUGUGGGCGAGAAAGACUGAAAAUAAUUACGCUUUAUGACGGGCUUAAUAGAGUCGCGGAAUUUUUAUCUUGUUGUCGAUUUUUUUGUCUGUACGGUGCAAUUAUAUAACAAUCUAUCCUAUGGUUAUUACCAAAAAUAUAAUCGUUUUUCUAACUAAAGCAUACCGGGAAGCUGUGCACCAAUUCGUAAUCAAACCUAGAAGGCAAAAAUCCGACAGCAAGAUACGAAUUUGCCUUUAUAUAUUUUAUCGUUGUGGAUAAGACAGGCUUGUUAAUUUAUUCACAGCUAUAAACAAUAGUCACGCGACAAGUGUUGUACGAACGCCUUUAUUUUGAUUACAAUGACGCUAAGUAUCCUUACCACGACUGCCUUAGCAGUGUCAAACUGACAUAUUCGCUAACGUCUGCGUAACUUACUUUCUAUACAUCUCGCUCGCACUAAUAUGAUAUGCGAGUACGAGCGAUGCAUUGAAAGUAAAUUAUGCACACGCUAGCGAAUAUGUCAGUGUCAAACUGGUGGUAGCCGUAAAGGUUGCUUUGCUCAAUACCUGUUUAGUACAAAAACUUAUAAGGCAGCUCGAAAUGCUUUUUUAUUAUUAAUGCUAUUAUUUUUAAGAACUGGACAAAUAGCCCUAUCAUUAACAGAGACCAGCUAAUCGUGACGACUAUAGCAAGUUUCUUUUCAUAACUUCAGUAGGCUGAAUCUUUGUUAAUUGGGGUAAAACACGAACAAAAUGAACAAAUCGUGUUAUUUAUUAAACAACGUGUUUCACUUAAUAUUGUGAAUUUCUUUUGGGGUGUUGAAAAAAGUGAUCCAAUUUGAAAGAGAGUAUCAAAAAUUUGAAUCGAAAACAAAAAAAAAACAAAUGAAAAAUCUUGUGUGACUUUUUUAUAAUUCCCCUCAUGUAAGGGCGCGCAUAUUGUUUCUGUUAUAGUUAUUAUGUAAAUAAUAGUUUUAGAGUAAGUAAUCAUUCCAAACGGUUAGUAUAGAUUAAUUAUUGAUAUUUUAAUUAUUUACUUGCCAUAUGUUGCGUUUGUUCCGAGUCUUCCAUUCCAGUCAAGAAGACAAAAUUGUUUCAUUAUUUUGUUUAUGUUUACUAUUGUCUAAUAGUUUUUGUUAUUUAUGGCGAUAUAGGCGUGGUCUUAAUUAUACUCGAUUAAAAUAUCUUUAAACUUUUUAUAUCCUUUUACAACCUUUUUACGAGACGACCAUAGGGAAUAAGUUACAAAAUGUUGCAGUUCCAAUUUGAAAGAACAAAUUAGAAAAUGACCCAGUUAUCAAAAUGACUAAACUUAAGUUAAUUUAAACAUAAUUAAAGGGUACUUUCUUAUUAUUUCAUAGAAAUGUAAAACUUAAAAAAAAAUCUACAUUUCCAUGAAAUUAUUUGCAAGUGUCCGCUUUAAGCCGAAACUUAAUGUUAUAUGAAAAUUAGUGUCGCAAAGUGAACAUUGGGAGUAAGAUAAUAGUACCCCUAGUGUAAAUUUCAUUUGAUAGCGUGACGUGACAUACGCGUGACAUAAAUUCUUAUUUUGUAUGGUUUUUGAGUUUCCAAAACGUCCCGCUUGGCGCGCUGUUUAAAAUUCCAUACAAAAUGAGACAUAACCAGGCAUCGUAAACUGCGAGCGAAAUCCAUUGAAGUACUAGGGUUGUAACUGGUUGUCAACUAGGGUUAACUGGUUGUCAACUAGGGUUGUAACUGGUUGUCAUACGUCAUUUCAAUGGAUUUCGCUCGCAGUUUACGAUGCCUGGACAUAACGCAAACGCGUACGUCCGUCACGCUAUCGAAUUAAAAUUACCCUAGGGGUUCUGUAUAAGUUAUGAAGCUUAUGUUGAAUUUGCAAAGUAUUUAAGUUCAGGAGUCGAGGCACUACUGAAGACGUGAAGACUGUAUCUAUGUAAAUAUGAAUCAUGUUUCUAAAAUGAUACCUUGACGUGGUUUGUCUUCCUUAUUUGUUUUAUGUAUAAAUUUAAUCAUAAGUUAAAUUAUUGAAGAUAAAUAAAUAAAUGUUUCGAUAUCAAA
Cydia strobilella is the source of this 2873-nucleotide messenger RNA. It is a transcript of the gene aos, whose product is annotated as protein giant-lens. The record is from RefSeq and is a predicted model, not a curated record. Bases 48 to 872 code for a protein of 274 amino acids. Lineage: Eukaryota; Metazoa; Arthropoda; Insecta; Lepidoptera; Tortricidae. The transcript is spliced from 4 exons.